Molecule: messenger RNA, 4114 nt
Organism: Anopheles nili
Lineage: Eukaryota; Metazoa; Arthropoda; Insecta; Diptera; Culicidae
Gene: blo
Product: microtubule-associated protein futsch
Exons: 8
Coding region: 1-3750 (1249 amino acids)
Source: RefSeq, a predicted model, not a curated record
AUGACGGAAGUCGAGAAUUCCGCGGUCCCUGCCGGUGCUUCACCGGGACCGCGUGUCUCCUUCAAUAGGGACGUGCACGUCAAACGCAUCGGGCCCCGGCUCGACGGUUCCCGUGGAACCUCCGCGAACGGAACAGUUCGCAAGGAACUACCGGACAACCUGUCGCAAGAAGCGUUACGCCGGGAGGCUGAGUUCGUUCUCGCCCAGGCAGAUAGAAUCGACCGAAACGCGUCCAAGCAGCAGCAACAGCAACAUCCGGAUGUUCUAGGAUCGGCCCGGUUUAACUCGUUGCCGUCGCGCUCGAAAUCACGAACAAAAAAGGUCACACGUUCGGUAAGCGACGCCGCAUCGAAGAAACCCGCCAAGAGUCUACUGAAUCUAUUUGGCCGCAAGCAACCGGAAGAGCAUGGUACAUUGAAACCACCACCCGGGUCUGAUAGAGUAGAACCGUCGGGCAGGAGUACCCUUGGAAGGAGCAAAAGUGAUGUCGGCAGCUCAAACACCGGGCGGACUCUCGUGAAGCAGCGUAAGGUACCGCGCAGGGUAACGCAGGAGAUCCAAGUCUCGAAGAAACCUGACCCACUAACACCGAUCAUCGAAGCGUCCCCACUUGAGUACACGCACCAGACCGACCCGUUGACGGCGUUCGUACGUCGUGGACUGCGAGCCGUCUCGGAAGAGCCAAAACCCUCGCCGAGAACGAUCGCCACCAAACCAAGCGUUAUGGAAACGAUCACACUACUGCGCACGUCGAACACUGCCAAGUCUCAGGAGGCACUCCACAGCUCACAACUCCCACCGGAGAAACCACAUCUCACCAAGGGCGUCACGGUGGAGAACAUCGUGAAGCGGCUGUCAAGUGAACGUCACACGUCACCACCACCGGCUCAGAUCGUAGGAGGCGGAUUUUCGUACACACGCGGACCAGGUGAACCGAUCGUUUACGCGCAGGUCGUCGCCAACGAGGCAGGAACACCGAAGCACACCACCAAGCACCAGCAUUAUCCCUCAACCGAGGACGAAGAUCCCACCAGUUCCACCAUGUGGACGACGGCCAGCAGCAAGAUGAGACCGACAACUGGCUUCAUCGACACAACGCAACGACCCAGUCCACCGUUGCCGAAAUACCGACUGGAUGAAACGGACCAAUCACCACACGCAACGAAGGUGUUCCGGCGCAAGCUGCUCACAAACAGCGAUGAGGACGAAGGACUUGGGAUUGAUUAUUCCCAGAAACAGCAGCAACAGCGCUACACCUCGUCUGCUUAUGUGCACACGACGAGCCGUACGGAGCAAACAUCUCCCAAGUCGUUCCUCACUAAUUCGGACGAAGAUCCAGCGAUUGUACCGAGCACGGUGCGAUUGACGCCAGUCGAGAAGAACUUCGCCAAUAGCUACAAUGUGCAUUACCGCGGACAGGCCGAUGGUAAGGAACACCUGCCAGAGUUCCACGAGCUCAGUCAGCGUCGCGAGAUCCUGGAAUCGCGUAUACGAUCGCGCAUCGGUUCGCGUGAUCUGCUCGAUCGGAUGUCACCGGAACGAAGCGUUCCGGUUCCGAUCCAACUCCAACCGUCUGGGACGACACACCGGACAAGUAGUAGCAGCAGUACGAGCCGGUAUCGUACAACCUCAGAACGCCGCUCGGUGGAUCGGUUACUUGAUCGCCACGAAUCUCCAGUGCGAACUCCGGGCACCUACCGGGAGUCAUCGUCGCAGGACCGCAGAAACUCCCGCGGGUAUGAGACGUUCGUCACGAAAACCGUCGUCAAUCGGGAUGGGAAACCUGUCUCAGAGGAGUAUGUCGAGCGGUAUAAGUACCCGGGCGAGAAUGUGGAAGCCGUCACGACCUCGAGGACGGUGUAUGAUCGCGAGGGUUCGACGGGACGUACGGAAGUUCAGCGUUUCAACCGCUUCGUCCCUGAACAGGGUACGGCAUCUAGCAGCUAUACGCACCGCACUAUCACCGACAAAGGGGACUCGGGCAUUGAGAAUGAUUUCCGAAAGGAUUCAUUCAAUCAGGAGUUCAUUUCGGGAACCAAGUUUACGCUGACACAAAACAUCCGCUCGUGCGAAGACUUCCUGCGGAUGGAGCGGACCCACACGAACAGCUGCAUGCGAAAGCCGAAGAAAACGCACGUGUACCGGGAACGGAGCAUCGAUGAUGGAUCACGAUACGAUCCACGUUUGGAUGAGAUCUCGACAAGUCGCAGUUAUUCCCGCGAUCCGUUAAAGUCUUCGCUCAAGACCGAGAAGAAGUCCGGUGGACUCGCCAAGGUAAAGCAGUUCGUCAGCUCAACCCGGAAGAAGCUCGUCCGCAUGGGCACGGAGUCUGCGGAGAAACGUGACCACUCGCGUGCUGGCAGCCUGCGUUCUGAUGGUGUCGAUUCGCGUGUUCCCGACAUCGCCACCAGGCGUCGUUUGUCUACACCGAAAUCUAGCCCAUCCUCAGCGAAGCGAUCGUUAUCGUUUAAGAGCUCCAAGCUAUCGGGUGGUCAGAGUGUGUCGUCGCCUUCACCAACGGAUGGAUCUGCUAAACCUGCGUCCUCCCGAUCGGAGUGGUUCAAGUCGUUCGAUCGGCUGUCACGCAAGAAGUCCAGCUCGAAGCCGAGCCUCAGCACCGACGCAAAGUCGCCGCCACCGAAGCAAGCGAAGAGUUUGCGCUUUUUCGGCGACACCGAUACGGAGCUUGGCGAUCAGAAUGUGCCACCGUACAGAUCGGCACGGAGUAAUCUCUCGAAAACGGACAAGAAAUAUCGCAGUGCGUACGAUCUGGAUACGGCCCCAAAAAUGCGCGAACCGGCUCGCAACCGUUCGUCCUCCUUGCACAACCUCGACGAGGAAGACGAGGAGUUAAGCCUGCGGGGCAAGGAUUAUCGCUCGGCAGAGCACACGAGCACGUUCUACCGUGCAAGAUCGCCAUCACCGUCGGACUACCGGCAGGACCGCAGGACUCCGGAACGCUCUGCAAGGAAAGCAUAUCACCAACGCUCACGAGAAAACAGCGUUGAUCUGGUGGACGGUGAGCGAUCGCAGACGCCCGUUCAUCACCGUCCCGGAAGUCGUAGCCGUAGCGAGCACAAGAAGCCACCAUCAGGACCGCAAAAACCGGCACGAGCCUUCGAGCGUCGGGACAGUUUGAACAGGGACAUCGAGCGCAUUCUGGAUAGUUCGGGAACAGAAGGUGAAUCUAGUCAGCAAAGCCAGCGCAGUGUAGUCUUUCUUCAUGCCACCACUGUAGGUGACAUUCCACAUCCGCAAAUCGCAAACGCUCGCCGUCGGGCGUACUCUCGCGAAUCGUUGAACAAUUCGGUCGCCUCGUCGAAAAAAGUGCAACCGAUGACACGGACCGUUUCGCGUUCGAUAUCGGUGCUGGCUCCGUGGAAACCGAAAAACAUUCGGGAAGGAUACGAAAUCGACUACCACAAGGAUCAGCAUCAGGCCAAACCGAUCUCAACCCUGCCACGGUCCGGCAUGGCCAGUCGACAAUCAUCCGGGAGCCAGUCUACGCUCAGCCGAACGAAGCACCGCUCCUUGUCCGGGCGGGAAGAUCCGGACUCGGAUAAAAGCUCCUCGUUUGAGCAUUCCAGGCGCCCUAGCGCGGACCACCACCAGCGGCGCUCGAGCGGAGGAUUGGCCACACCAUACGCUUCCACCACACUGCCGAGCUCCAGGCGCAUGAAGGACUCGAUCGCUGCACAGUAUCCUUCGCGCACCGGGAGUAGCAGUUCGACGUUAAAGUAUCGCCGAUAGACGUUGGAGACGCCCUAACACUUAGACUGCAGUUAAUGUUUACACGUAUUAAUCAAGUCUAGCUCGGACGAUCGUGGAUAUCGUUUUACAUUCGUUUUUACCCACGAAUGUACAGUGGGGUAGUAAAUUAAUGGACACAAUGAAUUAAUCUUCUGCACCGCACGUGCAGACCGUGCGAUAUUCCAACGAUGCCAAUGGUUGCCACGUCCAAUCGAACACACACGCGUAUGGUUUUUAUUUUCUUACAUAAUUUUACCCCGUGUUAACCAAACUGAAACAAGUUUAACAAGUGAUGAGCUCACUUACGACUGACACGACGAACCGUACACGAAGAUGAUAAUAUUUUCUGUUUAAUUUACAUGUC